Caretta caretta (loggerhead turtle) is the source of this 9412-nucleotide messenger RNA. NCBI's taxonomy places the organism in Eukaryota, Metazoa, Chordata, Testudines, Cheloniidae. The record is from RefSeq and is a predicted model, not a curated record.
CCACGGCUGGGCUCUGAGGGGGGAGAAGGGGACAGAGAAAGAGGAGCUGGGUUGUCAUACGGGUUUCUUUAACUCUCUACUCCCAGGGGAAUUUUUGGGUGUGUCUGUAUUGUUACAGGCAUACUUGCUGACAGCUAUUUUGAAAUAUAUUACCAAAAUAAUUGAAACUGGCGUGAUUCUGCAGAAGUAGUAAAAAUGAUUUUCCAUAUCAGUUGGUUUAUUAAUCAGUGCUGCAGCCUCUUCUUUGCUGGAUCAUCCCAGAGGGAAUGUUGCUGUGCACUGAUUUCACAUACUGAGGAUAUUUCCUUCAGGUUAGGAGCUAUUCGAGUGAAUAGUUACGUUGAAGCAUGCAGAAGACUCAAGCUGCCUGCCUAACAAAAUGCUAAAGGACAGGACAGUGUGAGCUAUGAGUCAAUUUCUAAAUAGUUCAGUGCUUCACCUGGUGGGGAGUAGCCUGUUUGCUGAGGAUGGCUUCAUGGCUGGUGAAGACGAGAUCCUUCGUGUUAGGUUUCUCCUCUUCAUGUUCAUAGUAAGAUAUUGUAAAAAUUCUUUCAUGAACAAAGUAAAAAAUAUAUAUAGAUGAAGACAUGAACAGUGAAACCUUAUGCUUCAGGGCAUCAGUGGAUUGCUGCAGGGAUGAAGAAGAAAAUUUCUCUUCACAGUACCAGAUACUACCUUGUUAGUGAGGUUUUCAUUUUAGAUAUUGGCGUCUUCCAAGACAGGAUACCAGGACCAUACCAGAUCAAUGUGCCUGUGUAGCAAUUUGUACCUUUCCGUAAGCCUUACAAGAGCUACAUGUGUCUUGGUUUCCUCUUCCUCCCCAGCAUGCAAAAGGACCUGAUAUUGGCCCUACUCUCUUUCCCUCCUAGCAUGUAUAUAUUUUUAUUUGCUCCUGGCUUUGUAACACUCUAUAAGUCUGCCACACUAUUUCCCAGUGUAUGCCAGGUUCUGGCUAGUGGGGUGGGGGGAGAAUCUCUGUUGUUGAAUUUCCUUCAAGACCUUACUCUUGAUUCUUUUACUGUAAGUCAGAGCUUUGCAAGCCAGAAGAGGCUUGGUCUGUCUGUGAAGCAGAAUACUAAAUCAGUGUUUAUCACCAGAACGGUGGUGGUGGUUGAGCAAUGUACCAUCUGAUAGCUGUUUGAUGGGCUUGUAUGAAACGAGUUGGAGGUGAUGAGGUCAAUGAAUAGAACAGAAAAGAUACAGCCCCAGCCUUAGUGAACAAGUGACCACAUCACAAGAACCAUGACCACGAUUGGCACCAAUUGACCCCCUUAUUGAUCAUAUCAGCAGACCGGCUGAAUUCCUCUCUUAACCCAAAGCAGUGGUUGGUCUCUCCAGAUCAGGAAUGAGGCUGAGAGGAGCAGUGAGUAGAAAGUGUAUAUUGCUACUGUACCUUCCCAGGUAAUACAGAAUGGCAACCAGCACCUUCACUUAAAAGAAAAAGAAAGCAACUCCCUUUCUAACUGUUACUGGUGAAGAGUCCUAACCGAAGCCAGACUAAGCUCCCACAUAGUUUAUCAGGUGGCAGUAUUAAUGUCACUGGGUUCCCUGCAGCCUGCUGGCCAUGUCAUCCAUCCUUGGAAAGAUGAGGAAACUUGGCAGUUCUGAUGUGGAGGACUCUGAAGUCACGGACGAGCACACAGAUGGUGAGAAUUCCUUUCUGGGAACCCCUGACAGCCUUCAGGGUAGCCAGAGCACCAAGGUACAGCAGCUGCCCAAAAGCAACAUCUUUGCUAGACGAGGCCGCUUUGGGAUGGGGGACAGCGAUAAGAACAUGGCGCCCAUGGACUCCUUGUACCAGAUGGACCACCUGGUUUCUGCUCCCGUCAUCAAGUUUAAUAUCAAUAUGGAAAGGGCAAAAAUACACAAUCAGUUUGCCAAGCUCCUAUCUACCAAUUCCAUUGCAAGCUGCUCAGAAAAAGCUUUCAAGUUCUAUGAUCGCAGAAGGAUCUUUGAUGCUGUAGCCCAAGGUGACACAAGUGAUCUGAAUGACCUGCUGAUCUAUCUCCAUGAAACCCGGAAGCAUCUCACAGACAAUGAGUUCAAAGAGCCGGAAACUGGGAAAACCUGCUUAUUGAAAGCCAUGCUGAAUCUGCAUGAUGGGAAGAAUGAUACGAUUCCCCUGCUUCUGGAAAUUGCGGAGAAGACAGGCAAUCUGAAAGAGUUAGUUAAUGCAGAAUAUAUUGACAACUACUACAAGGGUCAGACUGCUCUCCACAUUGCCAUCGAGAGGAGGAAUAUGUACUUGGUGAAGCUCUUGGUCCAAAAUGGAGCAGAUGUUCAUGCAAGAGCCCACGGAGAGUUCUUCAGAAAAAUCAAAGGGAAACCGGGCUUUUAUUUUGGUGAACUGCCUCUUUCCCUGGCUGCCUGCACCAACCAGCUAGGCAUUGUGAAAUUCCUCCUGGAGAAUCCGUAUCAUCCAGCCAAUAUAGCUGGCCAGGACUCUAUGGGCAAUACAGUUCUGCACGCCCUUGUGGAGAUUGCAGAUAACACCAAAGAUAACACCAAGUUUGUAACAAAGGUGUAUAACAACAUUUUGAUCGUUGGUGCCAAAAUUAACCCGAUGCUGAAGCUGGAAGAGAUCACUAACAAGAAGGGACUGACUCCUUUAACCCUGGCUGCAAAGAAAGGGAAGAUAGGGAUUUUCGCCUAUAUCCUUAGACGAGAGAUCAAAGAGCCUGAGUGUAGGCAUCUGUCUAGGAAGUUCACCGAAUGGGCCUAUGGACCCGUCCACUCAUCUCUUUAUGACCUGUCCUCCAUAGACACAUGUGAGAAAAACUCAGUGCUUGAGAUCAUUGCGUAUAGCAGCAAAACACCAAAUCGCCAUGAGAUGCUGCUGGUAGAGCCCCUGAACAGGCUGCUGCAGGACAAGUGGGACCGAUUCGUCAAACGCCUAUUUUACUUCAACUUCUUUGUUUAUGCCAUGCACGUUAUCAUCCUCACCAUUGCCGCCUACUUCAGACCUGUGGAGAAACAUGGAAAGCCUCCCUUCAAAUUUGAAUACACCACUGAGGAGUGUUUUCGAGUCACCGGAGAGAUCCUGAGUGUGCUGGGAGGUCUCUAUUUCUUUUUCAGAGGGAUACAGUAUUUCCUGCAGAGGCGGCCCUCAUUGAAGACUCUGCUAGCUGACAGUUACAGUGAGGUUCUUUUCUUUGUCCACUCGUUGUUACUGUUGAGUUCAGUGGUGCUGUACUUCUGUGGCCAGGAACUUUAUGUGGCAUCCAUGGUGUUCUCCUUGGCACUGGGCUGGACUAACAUGCUGUACUACACCCGAGGCUUCCAGCAGAUGGGAAUUUACUCUGUCAUGAUUGAGAAGAUGAUCCUGAGGGAUUUAUGUCGUUUCAUGUUUGUCUACCUAGUAUUUCUCUUGGGAUUUUCCACAGCUGUGGUGACUCUGAUUGAAGAUGACUAUGAGGGACAAGAAAAUAACAGCUCUCUCUGCACCCGAUCAGUCCAGCUGAAGCGUGGCCGCAUGUCAUACAACAGUCUGUAUUACACCUGCCUGGAGCUGUUCAAGUUCACCAUUGGCAUGGGAGAUCUAGAGUUCACUGAGAACUACAGGUUUAAGUCUGUCUUUGUCAUCCUGUUGGUCCUCUACAUCAUCCUCACCUACAUUCUCCUGCUCAACAUGCUGAUUGCGCUGAUGGGGGAAACUGUGAACAAAAUCGCACAAGAGAGUAAGAGCAUCUGGAAACUCCAGAGAGCCAUCACCAUCUUGAAUAUUGAAAACAGCUACCUGAACUGCAUGAUAAGCUCAUUCCGAUCCGGGAAGCGAGUCUUAGUGGGAACCACGCCUGAUGACAAGGACGAUUACAGAUGGUGUUUCAGAGUCGAUGAGGUGAACUGGUCCACGUGGAACACUAAUCUGGGCAUAAUCAACGAGGAGCCCGGAUACAGCGUGGGCUUGAAGCGAAACUCAAGUUUUUCUUUUAAGUCUAGCAGAGUUUCAGGGAAAAACUGGAAGACCUUGGUUCCACUUUUGAGAGAUGGGAGCAGGCGAGAGGAGGCACAGAAACAGCCAGAAGAAGCCAAGUUAAAACCCAUUUUGGAACAUGAUUAUGAGCCUGAAGACUCUGGGGCAAGGAAUUCAAAGCAAAUGCAGAAGGAAUCUGACUUGCAGUGAAAGAGUAUACACGUACAAGAACUUAAAGAAACCAACACCUCUUCAGACAUCUGAUUCUUCUACUGAUGUGUUGCUUUCUUCAGGUUCCCUUUUCCCCAUCACAUCUCUCCUUGACCCUGGAGAAGAAAUAUUGAGAAGGUGAAACUGUGGGCAUGAGAAGAACAAGCCAAUUUUCUCUGUUUAGUUUGGAUGCAAUUUGGAGGAAUCAGUUACAGUUAGAGGUCUGGGUUUGUUUUCAGUGAAACUGACAAAAAUCCAGUUACAAGUAAUUACAAGAUCAGGAGAACAAAAUGCUAUCCAACAACCAACUAAGUUUGCAAAUGAACUUAAAUUUUGGAUUUCUUUUAACUUUUGCAUUUAUCUUCAAAAUUAUAUCUGCUCUAACCACCACACAGAAUGACAUUAUUCUCAUUGGCAGCACUUUAUUUAACAUGGCAAAAACAACCAUAUAAACCUGUAACGCUGCAGUUCUGUAACAUCUACAGAACCCAUACCAUGGGUGAAAUCCUGUCUCCAUUUAAGUCAAUGGAAAUUUGCCAUUGACUUCAAUGGGGUCAGGUUUUCAUCCAACGUAAUUAAAUAUUAUCGUUUUAAGAGAAGAACUACCCAAAGUGACUUAGAACUUGCAGUUUUUACAUCUCAUCAGAACACAAGUGCUUUAUCGGGCAGAAAUAACUGUCACUGUCUUUUAAUAUCAUGUUAACUACUAUAGGCCCAGCCCUGCAGUUCUGAUUCCAAAUUCCUUUUGAAGUCAGUGGGAGUUUUGCAUAAACAAGGUCUUCAAGAUUUGGCCCCUGUGUAAUUAAAAGCCACAGAGCUCCUCUAUUCAACACAAGGCUAGUCUUGGAGGUUGUUGGUAUGGUAGCUAAUGUAAUUCUAGUCAUAGGUCCACAGGAAUGAUUACUGAAGUUUAAGGGCAGUAAAGUUAUCCUACAGCUAAAAAUCAGGUCUCAUCCAUUUCCUCUUUUCUUUUCCUUUGCAAGGGGAACAGGAUCUUCAUUCAGGCUUAUCAGUGUGUUACUCCAUUGGAUUUUGUUCACUUCAUUCACCCUGUUCGUUUUAAGCAAACUUAUAAAGAGGGGCACUUCAUGCAUCUGGCAAAAGUGGGUUAUAGCCCAUGAAAGUUAUGGCCAAAUAAAUUUGUUAGCCUUUAAGGUGCCACGGGACUCCUUGUUAUAUAAAGAGGAAGCUUACAAAUCUGAAGUUUAUUUUUAUUCAUCUAAAAGCUGGGUUCAGCAUAGCCAAACUCCAUAUAACUCUAGUGAUGGGGUGCUUCAGAAGGUGCAGACUUAAGAUGCAUAUCUAAACUAUCUGAAACUAUGGAGAAUUCCACCAUUAAUGUGACCUUCUGCUAUAUGCAACCCCCCUCCCCAGCUCUAUCUGUUGUCACAGGGGUGCCUAUCUCCUUAGUAUCGAAGAGCCUUCCAAAAAAAGUAAACACAAAUCUCUCUCUCCCAGCCCUGGUGCUGUGGCCUGCUGCCCUCCUCUUGUGUCUUUGGUGGAGGGAUUACCUUCACCUCCACUGUCUCUGCAGGGCCCACUGACCCUUAAAGCCCUGAAUGGUCUUCAGGUGUGCAUGUAUGAUAAGCUGUAUCUGGGAACAGCAGAGAGCUUGGGCCCGUCACAUUUAGGCAUAAUAAAAUAGCUUAAUCAAGCUUUUAUUAAAUAUGUAGUUACUUUGAUUUCUAGAGGUCUCACUGUACCCACCAUAAGCAAGUUCUCUCAUCUUCCUUUUUAUCAGGGGUAUAUCCAACUAGUGUAUUGGAGUGAAUAUUUUUUUCUUUGGAGCCAUUUUCUCUAGGACACUGGCAAACUUCUUUCCAGAUCCAGUAUGGUCAUGGCUUUCUGGAAACAGUUACAAUGUAUAAUCAACAUGAUGCCAAACAGUGAAUCGUUCAGGGUAUGCUCUAGCAUGUGGCUGCUACUGCAGCAUGUUCUUGCUGUCAGCAGAUCAUUCUAGCAGCACAACAUUUUCAAAGGAUGCAGGUUUGAAAGUUGGGAGGAGGUGGUGCUCUUAACUUUGCACCCACUGAAGUUAAUGGUAAUAUAUCCACUGAAUGUAGGAACGGCCAUACUAUGACAGGCCAGUGGUCCAUCUAGCCCAGUAUCCUGUCUUCCAGCAGUGGCCAAUGGCCAGUGCUUUAGGGAGAAUGAACAGGACAGGGCAGUUUUGAGUGAUCCAUCCCCUGUAAUCCAGUCCCAGCCUCUGGCAGCUGGAAGUUUAGGGACACCCGUAGCAUGGGGUUGUGUUCUUGACCAUCUUCCCUAAUACCCAUUGAUGGACCAAUCCUCCAUGAACUUAUCUACAGUGGGAACAGUAUUAGGCCAUUGUCUGAGAACUUUUGAAAAUCCCACAUACAAAUGUAAACAAUUUAAGUGUUUUCUGGUAUGACUUUCUACCAUUUUAAAAAGCACGUCAUACUUACACAGCCAACUUCACAUGGAGAAAUGGUGACAUCUAGUCACCACUUGAGGCCCUUGCAGAUGAAUGAUUACUAUAGAUACCCUAUGGGCAUACACUAGUCAUUUAGAUUUAGCCUAUUAAAGGGAAUUAUUCUGUAUUCAGGUUGGAUAAUAAGGGCCCAAAUGGAUGUGUUGUGUGUCCCUAGUGUCAUGCUGUAUAGCUUCCAUUCUAAGACCGUUCUGGAACCUGGCUAUGAUGUAGCCAUUUCCAGGUAUUUGUUGAUUUAAAAGUUUUGUUACCUGUAAUAGCCAUGUAAAAUAGACAUUUAAUUUUUCUUAGGUUCUUGGGAAGUGGAAGAAAAGUGUGACAGAAGUGACAGGUAGAUGAGACAAUAGUGUAUACAAAAUAGUGUGUAUGUCUGAUCAUAUUACAGUAUCUUGUCACUGAUUUUGAAUUGAUAAAGGCAAAAGCCUCACCUGGAGCUUCCAGAUUUCCUCACUUCCUUGGGACACUGCGCUGACUGUCUCCCCCAUCAGCGCGAUCAGCAUGUUUAAGAGGAGCACAAAGGUGAGCAUCACAUAGCAGAUGAGAAGAAGCAUGAAAACCUCAGGGUACUUGGAAUCCUCAUGCCCUGAAAGGUCCCCGAGGCCUAAGGUAAGCUUGAAGAGCUCAAACACUGCAGUGUGAAAGCUAUGAAAUGGGCUGCACAGUGUGUCCUGGGGACAGUCAAUCAGAGAAGCAAGAGCUGCAGAGUAAAAGAAAAUCUGUAUCAGACACCAGGAAAGGGAUGGGAAAAAUCACUGCACUGACCAAGAAGAUAACACUGAAUUUCCAUUGUCUGAGCUACUGAUACUGAGUACAAUAUUCAUUCAGUUUCAUACAAAUUUAGACUUGAUUUCUGUCAAAAUUAUUUUCUGAUAACGCGAAUUUAGUUAUCCCUUUGUUGGCAUAUGUUGCACAUAACUAUGUAAUGGUUCUACUGUUCCUGGGUAAAGUCCAUUAUGAAUACCCAGGACUUGAUCUAGCUAGUCCUUUAUGGUGUGUUCUUGCUUUUCCUUCCACAUAUUUCCCGAGCUCUUACUGCACAUUUGAAAUGUAAUGUCCCACCUUUUACUGCACAAUCUCAGUGACAUAUGGGAAUUAGAACCUGGUUCACCCCAAACGCAAAGCCCAGGACUGGAAAAGGUUUGAAUAGCUCUAGAUUUAGCUCAGAUGAUGGUGGCUUUUUCAGAAAUGGGGGUGUGGGCUGCCUAGUGGUAGUGAUGCUUGAGGAACCCCAGAAUCAUAGGAUUGAUUCAUUUCUUAUCCUUUUCAUCUUUCCAUAUCAUUAAAUUCAAAUUAAUAUUUAUUCUAAUUAUAUAUAUUAAUAUGAGAAACUUCUUACCUGCUCCAAAACCUACUAGGAAAACCCCAUAAACCAAAAGGAACCUAGAAACAUCCAUUAAAAUCAUCUGAAAAAGCAUGGAAAACCUAGAAAGAAGAGUAUUAUUGGAAAGCUCUUAGACAAUAAUAUGAAAGCUCUGUAGUUCACCAAAAUAUCUAGCUUUGGAGUCUUGUGGUGUAUAGGCAUAGAGAAUAUUUAGGGUUGUAGCUGCAUAUCCAUAUACUUUCAUGUGUAUUAUAGUUUCACACAAUAGAAUACAGUAAAGCUGUCCCAUUGUGUUAGCUCAGGAUUUGUAUAAAGCAUCGUUUCAGUACAGCAAACAAAUUGUUAGGCAAAUUUAAGUGAAUAGGAAUAGUUUAGCAUAUUUUACUACUGGUUGGUUGAAACAUGUUUGAAUGGAACAAAAGAGCUGCUAUGGUUUAUAUUUAUGUUCAUAAUCCAAAGAUUUACACGAAAAUAUUUGUGGAGAAUACUUUAGCAAUAGGAUCUUUCCAGCUUUUGGGGUUAAAAUUCUCCACUCCCACAUGAACAAGUUAUGCUGUGUUUUUUAUACCUAUAUUAACAUGUUUUUAAUAUGUAAAUAUAAAUUAAAUCAAAGGUCUUUGAACUUACCUUUUGAAUCAUUAUAGUGUAAAUGCCAGUGAUUCUGAACCCUCUGAAAUAGUACAAGAUAUUGAACCAUCCCAAAGCUAAGGCAAAGACCCUCAGUAUAACAUAAGCUUCCACUUGCAUGAUGUACAAGAUAUGUGUGCAUAUCACCAGCAGUGUUUGAAUGAAACUGGGGGGAAAAAGAAAUCAUAGUCAAAUAUUGAGAUACUUCCCACCUGUUGUUACUGAAAUAUAUGUAUUCAUUAAAUGUAUGCAAUGCAAUUUCAAACAGUUACAAAGUCUAGUCUGAUUGGCUUACAGAAACACAAGACAGUUUGCAUUUAAAAGGCUCCCUAGUCCCACUGUGACAAGGUAAAACACUAUGUAAUAUUCAGUGGGGAAAAAAAGAGUAGAACUCACAAGAGAACAUAGAAAUAGUUAUUCUGAAGAAAAGAGCGUAAUGUUAAAGGCCACAUCCAGAAGAUCUCUAAACUCUAAAAAACAAAAAUAUGGAUCAAAUACAAGCCCUUCCACUUAACUUAGUUAACACUUUUAAAGAUGGGAUUUUGAAAUAUGUUCUAGUUCAUCACCUUUGGUAACCUACUGUCUGUUGGAGCGUGAUCCCUCUAUGACCUUAAGAAAGGACAUUAAUGUGUUGUGCUGAAGUUUCCUGGGAAACCCUAUGCCUUGCUUUGCUCAGUAGGGGUGAAAUUCUCCUCUGUGUAGAAGGUCAGCACAUGGCCAAUACACCACAUAGGUCCUAUUCUGAGGGUAUAAGUGGGAUGUAAGUGGUGCAUAAGUCUUGUGCUGGUCCUCUGCAUGGGGUGAACUUCUCCACAAUGCCAGUGUUUCUCAUAUCAUAACAGACAUCACUAACAGCUCUAGUGAAGGAGAAAUACAGCCAUAUACUUUA